This is a messenger RNA of Pogonomyrmex barbatus (red harvester ant), 5321 nucleotides long. RefSeq lists its product as uncharacterized. The record is from RefSeq and is a predicted model, not a curated record. Lineage: Eukaryota; Metazoa; Arthropoda; Insecta; Hymenoptera; Formicidae.
ACGAUUAAUAUCUUAAAAUUUGAUUAAACGACAAAGUGUUAAUAAUAAGUUUAGUGACAACUCUUCUUAAGUACUGUUUUAAAAUAUUUGCUGUUGUGGAAUCAAUAAACGCGGAGCAAAUGUCCAAAAUGUUGCGAAUAGAAUUGGUGGGUCUUCUAUUGUUGACCUGCACGCAAAUUCUUACGGAGCAUCGUGACUACUAUGAAACGCGGAAUCAGCAGUAUCAUCAACGAUUUUAUGAUCUUCAAGAAAGAAUAACGAGGGAAAUUCGCGUUAAGGAAGGCCGACUACGUGGCAUGGUAGUUCAACCAAGAACUAAUCACAAUCUGCAGCUGGUUGAUAUCUUUCUUGGAGUUCCUUAUGCGGAGCCCCCAGUGGGAUCCUUCAGAUUUUCACCGCCUCGUUCACCGCAACCGUGGAGAGGGGUGCGGCAGUCGCAGGAAUUCGCUCCAGUUUGCCCGCAAGUCUUGCCAAAUCUUCGAGAGGAAGUAGAAUCAGGCAGGUACGAGUACCUGAAGAGGCAUUUACCGUACCUGAAGAACCAGAGUGAGGAUUGUCUGUAUCUCAACAUCUACGCUCCUCAUCAGGCCGAAGGUCAGAAAAUUCUGAAGAAGUAUCCAGUUAUGGUAUUCAUCCAUGGUGAAAGCUUCGAAUGGAAUAGCGGUAAUCCUUAUGAUGGCACUAUAUUGGCGGCUUAUGGCGAUGUUGUUUUUGUUACAAUUAAUUUUCGACUCGGCAUCCUGGGUUUUUUGAGACCUGGUAUUAAAGACGAUACAGCAAGUAAUUUCGGACUAUUAGAUCAAAUAGCGGCAUUACUUUGGCUAAGGGAAAAUAUUGGGGAAUUUGGAGGCGAUCCUAAUAGAGUCACAUUAGUCGGUCACGGAACUGGAGCCAUCUUUGCAAAUUUGCUUCUGAUUAGUCCAGUUGCUAACAAAAAAGGUUUGUUCAAACGAGCUAUUCUGAUGUCCGGUUCGGCAAUGAGCGCGGACGCUAUCGGCAAGGCGCCAUUGCAAAUUACUAUGCAGGUGGCGCACGCUCUCAACUGUCCCACCACCAACGACAGCGAAUUGGCGCUCUGCUUGCGCAACCAGGACGUAGACAGGCUGCUACACGUGAAAAUCCACAAGCCGAAAUACGUGCCGGCCUACGCACCGUUGAUCGACCGUGCCGUCAUCCCUGACAAGCCGCUCAAUUUAAUGGAGAAUAUCCAGCUCUUCGGCAGGUUCGAUCUGAUGUAUGGUGUAACAGAAUCCGAGAAAUUUCACAUCCUGCCACCAGUUGCUUUGUUAGACGGCAUGCUUGAUAGACAACGAGAUGAAAUCCUGCGAGACCAUGCCGAAGCAACGCAUGAGCUGGAGCCGGAGCUGAUCUUGUCAAAAGUGCUGGAGCAAUAUAGCGACUUCUCGAGCGGAUUCACGAAAGAGUACGCUACGAAGAAUCGGGACAUGGUGCUGGAGGCGCUCUCCGAUAGCGGCAUCGUGGCGCCGUUAAUAAUGACUGCCAAUUUGCAUUCAAGGGCGAACCCGAAGAGCUACAUGUACGUCUUCUCUCAUCCGAAAGCUAUGCAAGACUACUCUGGCCAACAACGUCAACAUACAGUGCACGGGGAAGAGUUACCCUAUGUACUGGGUGUUCCAUUAGACGGCAGCAAGUACAACUUACGGCGUCGAUACGAUAUCAGAGAGACGUUGUUUUCGGAAGCCAUUAUGAAUUGGUGGUGCAGCUUUGCCCGUCUCGGGAAUCCCAACGUUGCAAAGCGAUAUCCCUACCUGACUAGCAUGUUCAAGGAAUGGGGUCAGUAUGACAUCGAGUGGCCAGUUUAUGAUCCUGUCAAUCAAACGUAUUUUAAUCUAACCAUACCGCCUAACAUAGGUACGCACUAUCGUUCGGCGGAGAUGCAGUUCUGGAAUGAAGACCUGCCCAAUCUUCUCAGGCACCCGAAUACAGACAUUUCGGGUCCAACACGAUCGAAAGGACCGCGACCGCAAAUUCUUGAUAUUGCCGAUGGGAUUGGCAAGUAUGCCAAUAAUACCGCCAACCGGAAUUACGAAAGCUACGGUACUAGGUAUUUUUUCAGCGGGUAUACAUCCCCAUCUAGUAUCACGGGUUCUAAUAUGGACAAGACGCCAUUUUCAACGAUGGUUACAACGGGUGGGAGCGUCGGGGAGAGUUCCACGAUAGAGCCGAGCACGUUAAGGACCUCAUCGGCGAUGAUGAUGGUGAUUGUCUUCUUCGUGGUGUUUAUACUGAUAAACUUCACGGCUUUCCUAUAUAUCUAUUAUAAGAAGCAGAACGUGAAGGGAAAGGAAAAAUCGUUGAAGAGGCGAGGCAGCGAGAAGAAAAACGACUCUGUCAAGCGGUCGAAGACUGAUAAACACGAGAACCAUUACGGCCAGCUAGGCUACAAAAGCGACAGCAAACCAGAUUUGAACGACGUGAUAAAGAACGACAAAGCAUACGACAAUAACUCCAACUUUGGACGCAGAUCGAAGCUUUCGAGACAAAAUUCGAGCUCUACCAUUGACACUCACAUCAAGGUUAGAGAGUGGAUUCAGCAAGAAAUUGUGCAUAGAUGUUCGCCGAGAUUCUUGCGUAAGACGCGGGAAACAUUGCAGAAAGAACAUCAAGAGAAAUUAAAUAAACAGCAGCAAGAAGAGAAACAACGUAUAGAGGAAGAGGCGUUAAAAGAAAGAAAGGACGAGCCGAUUUACGAUGAAAGUCCGGCAUUGGUUGUACGUCCUGGAAAAAAAUCAAAAUUGCCAAAAAUUUCCGUGGCUAUCGAUGCUACGCCAGCGACCAGGACAGAGUCCAUUCUGAAUCAAAUACCAAUUGAAUUAACAAAGAGUAUCGAAAAAGCCAACGAAUUCGAACCGAACUCACAGCAACUGAUGACUCCUGAAGUAAUUGUCAUAGAACAUCAUCAUUCUAGAAGCGAUCCUUUGCCAAUGGAGAACGUCUUGAAAACGACGAAGACAAAUUUCUCGACUCCCAGGAUCUGUGAGUCAGAUUCAGGAAGUGCGAGUAGUCUAUACGCCAAGAUUAACCCUAAACUGAAAUCUCGUCUGCCUCGUCCAGGUAUGGGAAUCAACACGGAAGUAUCCGAACAAUCAAAGUACGAAAGUCCUCACGAGGAAGAGAUCUACUUGAAGACCGGGCCGAUCCUAACGACCUUUGGUACGAGUGAUGUAAAUGUUACAUGCCGGGAACCAACUGCAGAGAGAGAAUGUAUCAGCCCCGAGGAGGCUUUGAAGACAAUCAAACGUCGAAAUUAUCCCAAGGUGCUGCCAGAUAUCGAGAAAAGGCGAUCACUUCCAGUGCCGAAUAGCCUCUUCGUACCGAAACAUCACGCGAAUUCAUUAAAAGACUACAAAAGUGGAAAUGUGAAUUUUUUUUCGAGCCAACCACCAUUACCACCUCCGAGAAUAUUUGGAACUUCCAAGAGUCUGGAGAAAAGCGAUUUCUUCGUUGAGGAAAAUGAAAGUCAGGUGGAAAGCGAGCCGAUCACGACAAAUCUACAUGUGGGUCCGCUAAAAAGGCCAGAUUCCGGGAAAAAUAACUCCGAUCCUAACAUAAUCGAUUCCUUGGAAGGAAAUAGAAGUGUCCAGGCAGGCGGAAGUAUGGAUACUAUUUAUACUAAUCCAAGAUGUCCGCUCCAUGGGAAUCAAUAUCCUUUCUCGCCGACAUCGCAGAGUGUCGAUGAUGAUAUUGGCAAGUCUUCCGGAUUCCUGGAUGCGGGUAAUCCAAAUUGGUAUAAACCGGCAGCGAGCGAGUCGUCAGCCAUAAUGACGUCAACCACAUCGGAGCCACAAAUCGUGAUCAGCAGAGACCAGAGAGGUGUGACGAUACCAAUGGCGGAACCGAAAAUCGUGAUCACGCCAAGAGUGGUUAAUCCAUGCCAAGCCAAUCAACAGUCGAGCGCAACAGUGCACUUUGAGGACAAGGUUGAGCACGAUUUAAAGACGAUUGAUCCAAUGAGAAAUGAAGAAUCAUCGGAGGGUUUGAAUAUUUUCGGCAGUUCAAUGAUACCAAGAGAGACGGAAAGAAGGGAGCCACGAAUAAUCAUCACGGCACGGGAGCCGAAAAAUUGUGUCCCGGCGAACAGUCUAAAACAGCCGAAGAUUAUCAUAAAGCCAACGGCGACUUUGCCGAGGAGCAGGGAUCAGAGGAAUAUACCGAAGGUGUCAGCCAUACCGUCGCCGGAACAGCAGAAUUGUCAGAACAGCGAGCGAGACCGGGCGCUGGAGCAAAGGGAGAAGCCAUCCCUGAGGGAGAAACCCAGGGUUACGAGGAUUCCAUCGUUUUCACGCAGGAGAGAGGAGACUGGGAUUGAAAAGCCGUCGUACAUAGAGAAGACAGAAAUCGUGCCGAGAGUGGAGGCGGCAACCAGUAAAAUCACAAAUGCGCCAUCGACAUCCGAUGCCAAGUCGGGCAUACCAACGCUAACAAUGAUGAUGCCGAAGAGUGAGAAGACCUCCAGCACGGACUCCUCGUCCGCCAGUAACGGGAAUUCCAGUAACUCGAAUACCGGUACGAUCAAACGCAAGCCGACGAACAAGAAAUAAUUGGUGAGAACCAAUUCGAGUGCCACGUGUUAUAUCCCGUCCUAUUUCGCGAACGUAGAUGGAAUGCAGAUGGGUCUCUGCCAUUUCAACCAAGUGUCGAUGCAGUUCUGAUAGCGUCCAAUCUCUUUCACGAAACAUUCACAAGUGUAUGAGUAUUCGUAAUAGCAAUGAAAUCAACAAAACAUCAUUUUCUCGUUUAAGUUUCGUACUCGUCAUACGUUUAAGUUUAUUUUUAAAAAAUUGUUUUUUGCUUUUCUUAUUUAUAUGAUGUAAAAGUACAUCAAAUAUGACGAUAAGCUUUUCUCUUUAGAAUUAAUAUUAUUUAUUAUUAGUCUAGAUAUAUAUAUUACAAUAAUGUGCAUUUUAGCGAUACUAGCACGUUUUAUAUGUGUUUAAUUUUUUCUAUUAUUAUUAACUAAAUCAUACUAUUUUUCUAUGAUUGAUUAGAAUUAUGAGUACAGACACACACAUAAUGCACUGUAUAUCAUGUAAAUAAUAAUACUACGACUAAGACAUUUUAAAUAGCGCAAUAAUAUUUUUAUGAUUUAAAUCAAUGAAAUGAGCUACAUUACAUGUUAUGUAUAAGUUGUUGAGAUCGCUCUUGCGAGCGUUGUCGAUCGUAUCCAAUUUUAAAUCGGUUUAAUGUGAUCGGCUAGACGUGAGUUAGAUAUUAAUAAUUUUCAAGGCAUUCGCUCUUUUAUAUACCUGUAACUUUAUACGAUGAAAAUAAAUGUUUUUCGUACUUUUUCAAGAGAAAAC